Messenger RNA from Batrachochytrium dendrobatidis JAM81, 625 nucleotides. RefSeq lists its product as uncharacterized. NCBI's taxonomy places the organism in Eukaryota, Fungi, Chytridiomycota, Chytridiomycetes, Rhizophydiales. The record is from RefSeq and is a predicted model, not a curated record. The transcript is spliced from 4 exons. Gene Ontology annotation, cellular component: intracellular membrane-bounded organelle; membrane; cytosol. Gene Ontology annotation, molecular function: calcium ion binding. Bases 18 to 590 code for a protein of 190 amino acids.
UACAACUACCUUCUAUCAUGGGAAAAGCCAGCAGCAAACUAAGUCCAGAGGUUUUGGACGAGCUAUCAAAAAAGACUCGCUUCGAUAAAAAGGAACUGCAGCUUUGGCAUAGAGGCUUUCUUAAAGACUGUCCAAGAGGGAGUCUUGACAAAAAAGACUUUCAAAAGAUAUUCAAGCAGUAUUUCCCUUUUGGUGACUCGUCAAAGUAUGCUGGAUAUGUGUUUAGGCUUAUGGAUCUUGAUGGCAAUGGCGAGCUUGACUUUGUUGAAUUUAUGACUGCCUUGAGCGUAUCAGCUAGAGGAGAUAUCGAGGACCGACUGUCCUGGUCAUUUGCACUGUAUGAUCUGGAUGAAGACGGUUAUAUUGGCGAGGCUGAGAUGCUUUGUAUUGUAGACUCUAUCUAUCGCAUGAUUGGAACAACAGAUGGCUUGCAACCUAACGAACUAAUGCCAGAACAACGUGUAGCCAACGUAUUUGCCACCAUGGAUUUGGAUCAUGAUGGUCGCUUAAGCUAUGAAGAGUUUAAACAAGGUUCUAAACUGGACCCAUCUAUAGUUGCUGCAAUGGAUCUAUAUAGCGGACUUAUUUAACUAUCCUUAAUCUAAAUAAACCAGUAUCUUUUUUG